AACUUCGCCGUGUUUGAAAAAGUUUGUUUCCAACGGGCGCUUUUUUCGCGUAGUGCGCGCAAAAAUCCAUUAUUUAUCGGUUUUUUACGUUUAUUACAUGGUUUUUCGAGUGCUGUGCAUGUCCAGGUGAAAGAGUAGGAGUCAAUUGUACAGUGUGUAGUGAGUUUUCGCGAGAAUGAGUAGAUUUGAGGUCAGAGUCACUCCGACACGAGUGAAAGUGGCCAGGAAGAGAGAUGAAGCGCGUGAGCCCACCGUGGUCACCAUGGCACCCUUCUCGGCAAAAGCCAUCGUAACAUUUGAGGACAUUCCGGUGGGGAAGGUGGCCAGGCGUGUGUUGCUCGUUGAGAAUCCCACAGCCCUGGAGGGGAAGUUUCUCGUGACAAAGACCUGCAAGCCAGAGUACAACAUUGCCCUCGAGUGGACAUCCUGCAUGAUUGAGGGAUCCAGCAAUAGGACGCUGGAGAUUGUUUGGAAUCCACCAAAAGCCGUGGCUUGUAGGGAAGUCAUUCAGCUCACGGAUAGUCGGGGAUUCCGGAAGGAUGUGGCUGUCAUACUGAAAUCUCUGGAGCCACGAAAGGGUAUAAAGAAACCCCUGAAGGCCCAGAAUGCCGCCGUGCCGAAGAAGACAAAGACCAAGACUCCAACUCCUCCGCGACAGGCCAUCCGGAAGACUGCCUUCACGCCCGAUGUCGUGGUGAAGUACAAAGCAAAGUCACCUCAUCUCCGGAAGAUGAUUUCCCCGCAGAAGAAGAUUCGAUCGGGAGCAAAGAACAAAGAGAAUCAGCAGCCAGUUACCCCGCCCAACACUUCUGGGAUCUUUGAUCAGAUUCACUUCACUCCAGUCACGGAGACAAAGCCAGCUGGGACAAGCUACAUUGAUUAUUUGGCCUCCCUGCCAACCCCUGUGGCAGUUACCGCAACAGCUGGAAAGAGAUUUCUCUGGUCUCCCAGUGAUCAAACUGACCAGGUGGACCAGGUGGUCGUGCAGCCACCACCACCACCAUCACGUGUCCUGCAGCCCAUUGGGGAGGAUUACCCGCGUCUCAGCACGGAAACCUACAUCACGGGCAACAUAAGCCCCAAGGAUUCCUUCGAAGUCUGCCCAGAGAUCCACAAGACGUUCGAUGUGACGAAAAAGAUUGAGGUACCUCCGUGCGGUAGCAAUGAGAAUCUGUCGCGCCAGAUUGACGAGAUUGUCCUCACGCCCCUCCGAAAGAUCAUCACGUCGGAGUCAAUGAAAAACUUGAGUGGGCAACGUGGACAGAGUAAGGAGCAGGAAUUUCUCAAGCUUAAUCAGGGGAGUAUGCCGAAUUUGCAUGAAAUUGAGAAGAUCAAUUCAAUUGAGAGCAAUAGAUACUUCUUUGCUGGCACUGAAAUGCCCCCAAUGGGUGCCCUCGAUGAGAGACCCUCAACGUUUGCCUUUAACGCCAGUGAAAUCCGUGCACAAUCGAGUCGUGUGAAUCUCAAUGAGGAGGAAGAGCCUGAAGUGAGUCCCAUUCCCGGUGCUGUAGCUAAAUCCGUGGAGUUGUUCAAGGUGCCAAUGCUGAAGAGGAACAGAGAUCAGUUGGGCGCUUCGAAUGGUGAGGUACGAAGUUCUUUGAUGACUCUGUCGCCGCCAAAGAAGUAUCGUCCGGAUGAUAUUUGUUCCGCCAGGGCGUCCAGCGCGGACGGUCUUUCCGUGAAGACUUGGUCUCGCUACCAACCGAAGAAAUUAAAGCCACUUACAUUGAUAAAGCCUCCGCGAACCCCGAAAAAGGAGGAAGCAUCGACAACUUCUCUGUACGAUCCGAAGCUCCUGCGAAGUGUGGUGAAUCCCGAUCCAUUUGCCGCCAGUACAACGUGUGAUCCCUUUCUGUCUGCCACGACAUUUCUCGAUGAUGAGGCAGUGGAGAAGCAUGAGAAGCAUUUCAAGAAGUGGCUCAAUGCUCUCGUCACCGUGCCCGAGGAGCUCGAUGGAGCUGAUCAAAAAAUAGACGUUGCACGGCUCUUCAAUGAAGUCAAGAACAAAGAACUAACACUAGCGCCGACAAAGGAGAGUGUCUCGGCAAAGUAUUUCAUUAAGUAUCGUCUUGAGAAUCUCAGGAAGGCUGCUUCGGAGCUAUACCAGAGUGAGGGAAUGCAAAAAGUUCUUUCUUAUGUCACAGUUCUUGUGGAGAAGAAGCAGCUGACAAUUCAACAAAAUCGGGAUUUGCACAGAGAUCUCGCACUACAGCGUCAAAUUCUCGAGCUUAUUUUCUGCUUCAACCCAUUGUGGUUGCGAAUUGGCUUGGAGGUGGUGUUCAAUGAGAAAAUUGAGCUCAAUUCCAAUCGUGACAUUCAUGGGCUCACAAAUUUCAUUCUCAAUCGUUUAUUUCGCAAUAAAGCGCUGGAGAAGAAGGGGAAUCGCAACUACACCCACACAGCGGAGUAUGGGGAGAAAAUUAAGAAGUUCACCCUCAAGCAGAUGCUGCAUUUGAUUUAUCUCCUCGAUAGGGCCAAAGAGUGCCGUAUUAUACGCCACAAUCCAUGCUUGUUCGUCAAGCAGGCACCGUGGAAGGAGAGUGGGGAGGUAAUGAAGCAGCUCACGUCACUUCUUGUGACCAAUGUUGGGGACAUACUGAGGUAUCUCAAGAGAAUUGGCUAUGUUCUUGAGCACAAGCAGACGUACAUUGAUGAAUUCGAUUAUGCCUUUGGGAAUUUAGCUACGGAUCUCAGGGAUGGGAUAAGGUUGACGCGUGUGAUGGAGGUGAUACUAAUGCGUGAGGAUUUGUCCAAGAAUUUACGCUAUCCCGCCAUAUCGUUGCUACAGAAGCGACACAAUGCUGAAUUGGCACUGUCGGCACUCACAGAGGCGGAUUUUGUGAUUGCCGGCAAUAUAACGGGGAAGGAUAUUGCGGAGGGGCACCGGGAGAAGACUCUGUCGCUCCUCUGGCAGAUUAUCUACAAAUUUCGUGCGCCAAAAUUCAAUGCAGCCGCUACGACGAUUCAGCAAUGGUGGCGAAAUUCAUGGCUAAAGGUGGUUAUUGCGCGGAGGAUUGCCUACAGGAAGGAGAUGGUGCGUCAUCAGGCGGCCACGGUGAUUCAGAGUGCAAUCCGGGGGUUUCUCGUGCGUCGAGCCUAUCGGGAAUUCCGGGAGGAGCGUAUUGUGGCAACGGUAAUCAUUCAAACGUACUACAGACGGUAUGCGGCUGAGAAGAAGUACAAAGAAUUGCGCGGGGCUGUGAUUUGUGUCCAACAGUGGUGGCGGUCUGUUCAGGAUGUGCGGAGGGAUCGUGCUAAAUUCCAUGAGACACGUGCAGCCGUCAUCAAAAUCCAAAAUUGGUUUCGACGCGUGCAGACGGCACGAAAGCUCGAAGCUGUCGCCAGAGUGGCUGAUGCGAGGCGGAGAGAGAUAAAAUUGCUCAAUGCGAGUGCCAUUGUUAUUCAGAGGGCUGUUAAGUCCUAUCUCAUCCAUAAGAGACUACGUGACACUGUCGACAAGGUGAUGAAAUUCAAUAGACACCAGAAAUUGGAGAACAAUGCCGCCACAAAGAUUCAAUCAUAUUGGCGAAUGCGCCGAGCUAGACGGAGUUUCCAGACCAUCCUCAUUGCCGCGCUUACAAUUCAGAGAUUCUGGCGAAUGCGAAAAUUAGCUCGCAUGGAGAGGGAAGAUUUCCUCGCCAUUCGAAAGGCUACCAUUGCAGUUCAACGCCAAUGGCGUGCCCAGAUCACGAUGAAGACUGAAAAAAGUAAAUUUAUCAUCCUCAAACAAGCCACAAUUGUCAUUCAGCAACACUUUCGGGCACUCAAAGCCAUGCGAUCUUCCCGAAAAUCCUUCCAGGAGCUCAAAGCUGCCACACUUACCGUCCAGAGGAAAUUUCGUGCAAAUUGUGCCAUGAAGACCACACGAAAAUCCUUCCUUGCCCUCAAGACAGCUACUGUAACCAUCCAGAGACGUUUCAAAGCUAGAAAAUUAAUGCUAAAGCAGCAAUUUGAAUUUAUCUGCCUGCGAGAGUCAACAAUAACAAUCCAGAGAUUCUUCCGUGGGUAUCAAAGCACAAAAAUCCAGAGGAAGGAGUUUGUGGCUCUCAAGGAAGCCACCGUAGUCCUUCAGAGACGUUUCCGUGCAAAUCGCUCAAUGGUGCAGCAUCGAAAUGAUUUUCAGCAGCUAAAGAGUGCUUCCAUCACCAUCCAGAGGCGCUUCAGAGCCACACGUGCCAUGCAAAACAAUCGCAAGGAGUUCCUUCAGAUCAAAAAUGCAGCUCUUGUCAUCCAGAGACACUUCCGGGCGACAAAACUAAUGAAAAUCCAGAGAAUUGAAUUUGUAAGUUAUCAAUACUCAUGCACAGUCAUUCAGCAACAUUUCCGUGGUUGGAGGAUGAUGCGAACAGCCCGGAGGGAGUUUCUGCAGAUCAAAUCAGCAGCUGUUUCCAUCCAGAGAAGAUUCCGUGCCCAGAAAUCCAUGAAAAUGGAUAGAAAGGAGUUUCAGGAGAAGAAGAAAGCAGCUCUGUGCAUUCAGAAUUGGUGGAGAGCUUCAGUGGCCAUGAAAACAUCCCGCAGAGACUUCCUGAAAGUCAAGGAAGUCACAAUAAAAGUCCAGAGGGCGUUCAGAGCGAAGAAAUUAAUGCAAAAACAUCGCAAUGAAUUCCAGUUACUUCUCAAAGCUGCUGUAGUAGUUCAACGGGCGUGGAGAGCAAAGGUGGCUAUGAGAAAAGCUAAUGGAGAUUUUAAACAGCUGAAACAGGCCACGAUAAAUUUGCAGAGAAGAUUCCGAGCGAAGAAAGCAAUGGCUCUGCAGAAGAAGGAGUACGCGGCGUUGAAAUUGGCCAGUGAAAUUAUUCAGCGGAAAUGGAGAGCCACUCUCAUGGCCAGGAAUCAAAGGGAGGAAUUUUUGUGCAUGAAGAAAGCUGCCCUGGUGAUCCAGAAGAGAUUCCGAGCCACAUUGUUGAUGAGAAAAUUCCGGGAAGAUUAUUUAGCGCACAAAAAGGCUUCCCUUAUCAUCACUCAACGUUGGAGAGCAACAUUGAUGAUGAGAAGAGAAAGGAAGACUUACAUUGAAGUCCGGCAGAAGAUCGUAAACCUCCAAAUGCGCUGGAGGGCAACUCUUCAGAUGAAAGCCGAAAGGAGAAACUUUGAAAUCCUUAAGAAGGCCACCCUCGUCAUUCAGAGACGCUUCCGUGCCAAGAAAGCCAAGAGAAUUGCCCGGAUUGCUUAUAUUGAGCUUCAGUAUGCAACAAUUAUUAUCCAGAGACGUUUUCGUGCACUAAAAAUGAUGAAGAAAGCCCAACAAGACUUCCGGCAACUCUCACAAGCUACAAUUCUCAUCCAGAAACGAUUCCGUGAGAGGAAACUCACGCAUCUUCAGAGAAAAUCUUUCUUGGAAAAGAAAUCCGCAGCAACUGUCAUUCAAAAGCAUUUCCGGAGCUUUCUUCUAAUGCGUCGGCAGCGGGAGGAAUACCACAAGAUCCACAAUGCCAUUGUGACUGUUCAAAGGAUAUAUCGAGCACGAUUGGAGAUGCGAAAGAUUCGCUGUCAGUACCUUCUUAUUAAAUCCCUAAUUGUUUGCCUUCAGCGGAAAUUCCGCGCGAAAAUGGCCAUGAAACACACGAGGGAGGUAUUCUUGCAGCUCAAGAAUGUCACAAUCUCCGUUCAAAGGAGAUUCCGUGAGAAAAUGAAAACUAGGCAACUCAGGGAGGAGUUUGAAGUGGCCAAGAGGAGUAUUGUGAAGAUUCAAGCCCUAGCCAGGGGUUAUCUGUCUAGGAAACGCUUUGAAGCAAUGAUGACACCGGAAGCUGUGGAGAUGAGACGUAGAAUUAAGGCAGCUAAAACCAUUCAAUCCGUCUGGCGGGGCUAUGUUACGAGGAAGAAGAAACAAACGCGUAGCAUGAGGGAAAUUGCCGAAAAGAUCGUUAAUACACGCAAAACGGCCAAGUCAGCGGAUACGGUGAGGCAACACUUAAAGAAAGCCAUGCUAGUGCUCAAAGGAAGAUUCGGUGUGCACGAAAUAAGUCGAAUGCUCGAGAAAAUGGAGAAUCUCUCACGAACUGUCCCACAUAUUUUAAUACCUGAUGCCCCAUUUGUGGCGCGUUUCUGUUGUUCUGUGAUGGCCGACGCCAUUAGGUCUGAACCCCAUAAACUAAUCAUUGAGAGCUGUGCCCGCGUAAUGUUGAAUCUCGCUCGCUACGAGCACACAGUUGAGCUCGUCUUCCUCCCGGAUGCCUUCACAAUCAUUGCCCAGAUGCUACUGCGGUGGUGUGAUAAGAAAUGUGAGAUUUUCAACACACUCUGCACGCUAAUUUGGGUAUUUAUUCAGGAUCCAAAGAAAAAUCAGAAAAUCCGGGAGUUUAUGGUGACGCGAGAUGCUGUCUUUAUGCUGCGUGAGAUUAGGAAAUUGGUGCUGCGGAAGGAGAACAUGAAGAGGAAUACGCAACGUGGUCUGGAUUUAAUGCAGCAAAUAAGUGGGCAGUCCCUGCGAAAAUUGCCCACGCUAAAGCCGGAUUAUGGUGUUAUCCGGAAUCAAAUUUACGUAUUCAAUUGCUCCGUUUUUGCCUUUGAUACAAUUCUCAGUAAGAUGCAAAUUAAUCUCGCGCCAUAAAUAGAGGAAAAGGGGCAGCAGCAUGGGGAGAGAAUUUUCGAUACAAAUAAUCCAUUAAUUAUAAUAUUUUUGUGAAAUCAUGAAAAUUACUAAAAGACAAUAACUUUAUUGAAUUAUUUUCUUUGCAGUAUGAUCUUUAAUUAUAUUAUCUCACCUUCUCUUUGUAAUCUAAAUAUAUAUUAUAUUAACAUUAGGAUUAGAUGGUUAUUAAAUAAAUUUUCAUGUUUUUUUGUAA
Molecule: messenger RNA, 6788 nt
Organism: Lutzomyia longipalpis
Lineage: Eukaryota; Metazoa; Arthropoda; Insecta; Diptera; Psychodidae
Gene: asp
Product: protein abnormal spindle
Exons: 7
Coding region: 176-6553 (2125 amino acids)
Biological process (GO): mitotic cell cycle; spindle organization; establishment of meiotic spindle localization
Cellular component (GO): spindle pole
Molecular function (GO): protein binding
Source: RefSeq, a predicted model, not a curated record